This is a messenger RNA of Cebus imitator (Panamanian white-faced capuchin), 1175 nucleotides long. RefSeq lists its product as uncharacterized. The record is from RefSeq and is a predicted model, not a curated record. The coding region runs from base 1 to 1152 and encodes 383 amino acids. The transcript has 2 exons. NCBI's taxonomy places the organism in Eukaryota, Metazoa, Chordata, Mammalia, Primates, Cebidae.
AUGGCAGUGCUGCCAGAAGCUGGUCCGCACUGUCAUACGCCCAGCUGGGCAGCAUUUGCACUGCCAGACGCGGAGCAGUUGUGGCUAGCGAUUGUGGUCAUAAAGUCGAAUGAUCGUAAAUUGCAUAGGUCGAUCAACACCUCUAGUGGGAUUCUCUCUUUCCCCCCAUUUUCCCACGCUCGCCUUGAACCGGGACUCGGGAGGCAGAAGCGGGUCCCCUUCCUCCUCUCCUCCACCAAACCACCGCAGCCCAGCGCGAGAAGCUUCCCUUUGUUCAUCCGAGGCUCGCUCUCCUCCCCGGCAGAUCCACCUGGAUGCUCUCCCUCGGUGACAUUUUGCGCCGGGGCUGGUGGGUGGCUGGGGUGGAGCGAGAGGAGCCCGAGGGGGCGGGGGCGGAGAAAGGUCAAGCCGAGGGAAAGGCAGGAGACGCCUUUCCUAACCUGCGUGGCGGGGCGUGCGCGCGGUUAUUUAUUUAUUUUCUCCUUAUUUAUUGAUCGCACUAGCAGAGCAGCGCGGGGAGCCCGGGGAGAUGCGGGACCACCCACUGGCGGGGAAGCAGCGAGCAGCCCUCCCGCGCCCCCGCGCUGCCGAGCGCCUUCUGCCUCCGCGCUCGGACGAGAGCCCGUGCCGGCCCCGGCCCCGGCCCCGGCCACGGCCCCGCCGCACCGCCGCCGCCGCCCGCCCAGCAGCCCCGCAGCCCCGCCGCCCCGCAGCCCCGCACCGCGCCGGCCAGGCCCCCGCGACAGUGGCCCCGCAGUAAGUUGGCAGGAGCGGGUCCCCUCCGUUCUCGCCUCCCCCGCACCUUUUGAACUUGUUGCUGCUGCUCUGCUCGCCUGCGCCUGGCUUUUGGAAGGUGAAAAGGAGGAGGGAAGCACGGAGGGAUGGGGGAAGGGGAAGAAGAGCUCGCUUGAGCUUUAUUUAUGCUCCCUCGGCGCAUCGGAUUCAGCUGCUCGCGAGCUGCUUUCUCUCCUCUUCCCUUUCCGGGUGCACGGCGAGGAGAAAGUCUCUUUGCAACUCAGCCCCGGCGCGCACUUGGCCAGGUAUGUACCGCGGGCGCGGCGCGUUCGGCGCGGAGGCAGAUGCUGCUGCCGCCACGGCGGCGGCGGCUGGCAGCUCCUGGGCUCUGUAACUGUCACACUGCACCUGAGCUGAACUUGAAAAGAGUGAAGGGGCGA